AUGGCGUGCAUCCAGGCUGUCGCGUCCUUGCCAUCAAGAGUCUCAUUGUCUCUUCCCGCUGCUUCCAGUGGACAGCGUAGCGUCGUCGUCCGGCCAAUCAGAAGCCAACGCCUGGUUGCUGUCUGCGCGGCGCGUUCCCCCAAGUCCACCGAUGCCGCUCCCGCGCGUCGCCCCUCGUCCGCGCCGUUCCGCCUGCUCUCCGCGCCGGUGGCGGCGCUCCCGCUGGUGCUGGCGUUCGUAGAGGCGGAGCUGCCCAACGCCAUGGACACCUUCACGGCGCUCUCCGACUUCCACAUCACCGAGCCCGCCUUCAAAGCUUUUUACAUGAUCUUCACGUGCGUCUUCUGCUGGGGUGCGCUCGUCUUCGGCUCCAUGAACGACGAGUACUACGAGAGCGACGAGUACCGCAAUGCGGGCGGCAACGGCACCCAGUUCUGGAUCUACCAACGGGUCAGUCGCAGGGCCAUGCCCCAGCUGCUGCUCACACACGGGGGGUGUUGGCACAAAAGGGGAGAGGGAGGGUUGGGAGGGGGGGGAAGGGGGCGGCGGAUUUGGCCGGGGAUGUUUCACACCAGGGAUGUAGGCACACAGGGGGAGCCCCCCUUCCCUCUCUGCUGCCCUCUCCUCUGCUGCCGUUCCACCCCCUGCCUCCCCCGCUGUCCUCCCCCGCUGUCCUCCCCCACUGUCCUCCCCCGCUGUCCUCCCCCGCUGUCCUCCCCCGCUGUCCUCCCCCGCUGUCCUCCCCCGCUGUCCUCCCCCGCUGUCCUCCCCCGCUGUCCUCCCCCGCUGUCCUUCCCCGCUGUCCUCCCCCGCUGUCCUCCCCCGCUGUCCUUCCCCGCUGUCCUCCCUCGCUGUCCUCCCCUGCCCUCCCAUCAAUUUAUCCCUGCCCUUUUGCAGGCGGAGGAGGAGGAGGAGGGGGGUCGGGAGGAGCUGUGGAGGGAGGAGUUGAGGAGGGAGAUAGAGGAGAAGGUGACGGAGGUGAAGGGACUCAAGGGGGCUGUGAGGGAGGAGGAGCUUGUUUGA
This is a messenger RNA of Closterium sp. Naga37s-1, 1023 nucleotides long. NCBI's taxonomy places the organism in Eukaryota, Viridiplantae, Streptophyta, Zygnematophyceae, Desmidiales, Closteriaceae. The record is from the annotation of a GenBank genome assembly.